AUGCCUCCGGACGUCGGUGACAACGACGCUGGCCAGUCGGCUCACGACUGGCACGAUGAUGCUCCAUCGCCGUCAGCGAGCAUCAAGUCCGACAACGAUCUUGACGAAGACGGCAACCCACAACCUGGCGCGUCAUCCCAACCGAUUCAGAAGCGACGACGAGUAACGCGCGCAUGCGAUGAAUGCCGACGGAAGAAGAUUAAAUGUGACGGCAAGCAACCAUGCACGCACUGCUCCGUCUAUAGUUAUGAAUGCACGUACGAUAAACCUUCAAACAGGAGAAGAAACCCGGCCCCACAGUACAUCGAAGCCCUGGAAAGUCGACUGCAACGCGCCGAGUCUCUACUUCACAAAUUUAUGCCCGAUGUCGACCUUGCCGACCCGAAUCUUGAUCCAGCAAUUCAGCAAGAAUUCCGUAAUCGCGAAAAUGCUCGUGCCCAAGCCUCCAAGGCUCGACAGCCUCCUCCACCACCACCACCCCAGCCUGAGCAGAAUGAAGCCCAUCUGACUUCGAUGAUCGAUUCCGUUGGCCAACUUGAUAUCGACGAGAAGGGAAGUUUGGAAUUUCAUGGCAACUCCUCAGGCGCUGUGUUCUUGAAACGUAUGAAGGAUCAUUUCAGAGGAAUGCUUGGUUCGUCCUCAAAAGCUCCGUUUCUGCCUCGUGCCGAACGACCGGCUGGUCUGGAGUCGCCUUCAUUAUCUUCGGUCGGAACACCCUUCUCAGCAGUUCCAAGCUACCCAGAGCUCCCGCCAAAGGAUGUUGCCCGGAAGCUGUGCUAUUAUUCCCUCAGCUGCGCGACAUGUCUCGUCCGAAUCCUUCACGUUCCCACUUUCUACGAGCAAAUGGACAAGAUUUACGAACGACCAUUGGAUAAUCUAACAAAGGACGAAACGCAAUAUCUUGGACUAUUAUUCUCCGUCAUGUCUCUUGGGUGUAUGUACAACAAUCUCGACGAUAACGACCCAGGAAGCAUGCCCUAUCAGGAUGCGACAGAAGAGGGUCUCAAAUACUACAAUGCUGCGCGAUCGGUAUUACACGAUGUGACCGAUUGUCGCGACCUUAUUUCACUACAAGCUCUUCUAUUCAUUAUUCUUUUCCUCCAAGCCACCUCGAAUCUCAGCAGCUGCUAUUCCUUCGUUGGUAUUGCGCUGCGCUCGUCACUCCGAAUAGGCCUUCAUCGACACUUGCAGCACGAAAAAAUCGAUCCGAUCGAGCAGGAAGUCCGGAAACGUGUGUUCUACGUGGUUCGACAAAUGGAUAUCUAUGUUUCUACAUUACUUGGCUUUCCUCUCCUCCUUAACGUGGACGAUAUCGAUCAGCCAUUCCCCUUGGAAGUUGACGACGAGUUUAUUACACACACCGGAAUUUUGCGACCACCGCCUGGAUCACCAUCUUUCUUCCAAGCGUUCAACGCCCAUUCAGAACUCAUGGAAAUCUUGGCAAAGGUUACGAAAUACGUCUAUCCAACCAAGGGAUUGGGCCAGACCGCUGCAAAAGACAGCAAACCUGCCUCCACCUAUCUAAUUAGUUAUGGCCGCAUCAAGGAAAUUGAAGCUGAGCUUCAUUCUUGGUUUGAGAGGCUGCCUCAGCAUUGGCGCCCAAGCGGUGAGGGGCCAAUUGAGACGGUUCGAAUCCGUCAUUUGUUGAGAUUUGCCUAUGCACAUGUCCAACUUGUGCUAUACCGACCGUUCUUGCACUACGUCUCUCCUCGUUUGAGUCACGGAAGCAAGGUCGAUGAGCUAUCAUAUGCUUGUGCAGCCGCAGCAAUCAGCGUCUCUCGUAACAUUGUGCAUAUUGGAUUGGAAAUCCGCAAACAGCGGGUUCUCAGUGGACCGUACUGGUUCAUGCUGUACACUGAGUUCUUUGCCGUCCUGUCCCUUGUGUUCUAUGCUACAGAAAACCCCGAGAAACCCGGUUCCGGCGAGGUUCUAGCAGAUGCUCGAGCUGGAAGACAAAUGAUUGCAGCCCUGGCGGAGAAGAGCAUGUCGGCCGAACGAGUUACCAGUGCCCUCAAGGCUCUAUUUGAUCAAUUACCAGAGCAAUUGGAUGCUGGAGCGAUGCGACAAGCACCUUCAAAGAAAAGACCCGCCCCUACAGGACGGCCUUCCUCUGUUUCGUCUCAUCACACUCCAAUUCCUGCAAGCAUGUCCUCGAUAGGAACGACAGACUUCACUCGUGCAAGCCAGAUGUCAACAAGUUCCUAUCCUACAACCUUGUCCCAAGGAACGAUGGAUCUGCCCGGAGGAGGCAUGACAGCCUUCCAAGAUAACACUUUCUCAGCCAACUUUGGUGAUUUCAUGUCUCCCGAUUUGCAACGAAGCACCCCAGAGUCGACAAGCAGCGCGGCGACAAGUACUCAGCGCUACCCCUACGCAGGACAGCAAAUGGGUAUGCACAACCCUGUCAACAAACUCGACUCGCUCAUGUUCCCGUCCGAGGAUCCUUUUGCCUAUCCGAACCAACCUAUGAUGGAACUGGGAUUCCCGGGCAAGACAGACCAACCCACGACUAUGGGAGACCAGAACCAAGAUAUGCAACUCUUCUUGACUGGAACUUUCGACGACGUGGAAAGCCAGAUCUUUGGACAACCACCGCCCUACAUGAUGCACCAGCAGGGCCAGCCCAUGAUGAGUGCACCGAGCCACCAACCGAUGUUCGCCAGUCCAUCAGCCAUAAUGGGAAUGCAGCCCGGUCAACCGAUGAUGCAGCAACGGCGACCAGUGUCACAAACGCACGCAAUUCAUCAAGGGCACGCCAUGUCAAACCGACGAGCGCACGCACAGCGGCAUCAAGAAAGGCAAAUACAACAAAUGUUUACGGAACAGGGCAUGCAGGCGGAUUGGGGAGGCUUCUUUGGCUCUGGAAGAGGAGGAUUCCAAGGAAUGUAA
This is a messenger RNA of Fusarium subglutinans, 2889 nucleotides long. RefSeq names its product transcriptional activator Mut3p. Gene Ontology annotation, molecular function: sequence-specific DNA binding; zinc ion binding; DNA-binding transcription factor activity, RNA polymerase II-specific. The record is from RefSeq and is a predicted model, not a curated record. Gene Ontology annotation, biological process: DNA-templated transcription; positive regulation of transcription by RNA polymerase II. Lineage: Eukaryota; Fungi; Ascomycota; Sordariomycetes; Hypocreales; Nectriaceae. The coding region runs from base 1 to 2889 and encodes 962 amino acids. Gene Ontology annotation, cellular component: nucleus. The transcript has 4 exons.